AUGUCUGAGGUCGUUGAAAAGGCUGACGAAAACGUUGUGCCGUUAUUUAGUCGACCUGAAUUGUACCCUGUGCCUAGUGAAAGUGUACUGACUGUAGAUUUACGCGAUGGUACAGUACGAAUUCUUAAAUGUACGCUUCCUGCACUUCUAGUGCAGCUCUCAUCGCCGCUAGAUAAAGUCGACUAUUCAAUGCUGACGGAUUUCUUUCUAGUCUACAGAAAUUUCAUGAGUUCUCAGAAAUUGCUGGAUCUAAUUCAAGAGAGAUUCCAAUGGGCGAUUGACUUGCGUCAAUCUGACCCUAGUUCCCAAGAGAAAAUUACAUCCGAGGUUAUACUGGUACGGAUGUUUGUGCUGGUAAGGCAUUGGCUGUCUAACUAUUUCGCACAAGAUUUUGUCGUCGACACGUCGUUGCGUCGUCAAUUCCUUCAAUUCAUCAACGGAUACUCUCCAGUUGACAGGUUCCUGGACAAUAUUAUAAUUAGUUUAAAAAAAUUAUGGGUUCAGAACGUUCAAAUUAUGUGGGAGGAUUUAGAAAAUCUCAUAGUGGAAAAUAACGUUGUAUCGCGCGAUGAUUGGCUCAAGUGGGAAAUAGAGGACGUACCGUCUGGUUCUUCUUCGGAAACAGGUGAAGGAAGCACGAAGGGGAAGCGACUUAGCUUUAUUGCAUUACAAAAUAUAAACAACCCGGUACUCAGGAACGAAUCCUUACUCUCGUUAUUGCACACCAGAGAGAAGAUACCUCUACCACAACAAUCAGAAGAUGAAUCCAAGAAACAGAGCACACGUAUCAAACAGAGAACUGGAUCAAUGCUUUUGUUCCCAGAAAAUGCUUCCAACGGACUUUCUAUUAACGAAAAACUAACGGCUUCAGGAGUCUCGCCAGAGGCCACUCCGAAACAGGAGAGAGAAAUAACAGACCCCAAGAAUUCGAAAGAUAACAAACAUAUCCUACCGCAGUUGUCCAGGGUCACUAACGUUUCUUAUAUGAUGAAAGAUUUGGAAUACCCUUCAACCCCUUCAGUGGACAUCUUCGUCCCACCAACACCAGCGAAGAAUAUAGAGUUUAUCUUGCAGACGUCGUACAUGGAAACAGAUCUUCCAGAACAAUCUAAUGGCUCAGAUUCGACGAAUACCGUAAAUGGCAAUAACACAAAUCACAAAGGAAUACUGGGUCUAUUGUCUAAAUGGAAAUUAAAUCAUCAAAGAAAACCAACUGUAAAUCCUGUCCAAAACCCACCAAGGGUUGAAAAUCUAAUAAAAUAUGUAUUUUCCAUUUCUUCAUUGGACAAUCAUGCGAAUCCAUUGCCCGAUUCGCUUUCUUCUAUGUUUGAUAUUUUGAGUGCAAGAACUAUUGAUGAGGUAGAAUAUCUUGUUUCUGUGGAAAGUGAUCUUUUAGCAAAAUUAGAAGCUAAAAAACUAACCACUGAAAUAUCUAAGUUGGAAACAAAUGAGGAUGAAUCGCAGGAUUAUAGUGUUAUUGAUAAUCUUAACCUUUACAAAACUGUUUCAUCAAUCGCUAACUCAGUGAUAUCGCUAUCUAAAACUUUGAAUGUCAGAACAAACAAGUCAACUACCCAUCUGUUAUCUCCUUCAACCUCGGCCCUUGAGAGGAAAAAUAUAAGAAACUCUGCACCAAUGCUGUACUCUUACAAUAAUUCUAGAUACAGCAUCACGAAUGCCUUAAUGGGACUACCUAAUACCAAUGACAACAGCAGUCCAAAAAGAUUGGUUUUCCAUGAUCCGACAAGGAACUCUCCUACAAAGAAGGCCAUACUUGCAAAUAACCUGAACAACAUAGGAGAAUAUAACGGUGAAAGAGACUCUAUUACUUCUAUUGUCACUUAUGACUCUGCAUUUUCAGAUAUUUCAUCUUCUGGGAAUAUCUUGAGUCAACAUAAAGGGAGUAGUAAUAUUUUCAUGGAAUCUGCCCCAACUUUGAAAAGAAAGCUGAAUGUUAAUGACCUUCGUAGGUUCAAUUUCGAGAAAUCUGAUUCGACAGAUGACAGAUCCUGUUCACCACAAAAUAGAGAAGCAACGGAGACGAGUGCAACUUCAAUGGAAAGUGAUGCAAAUGAUAAUGCUAUCCAAGAUGAGUAUGAAAACGAAAAUGAAGAUAUUGCAUCGUUAAUAACUGCAUAUGAAGAAAGUACGUCUGAAAUUGAUACCCAAUGUCAAAACAACGCCCAAAUUAGAAGACCCACAAGUGGCAGAAUUAGUAUAACAAGAAACUACAGUGUUGCCUCUCCCAACUCUUUGAGGUCCAUUCUCCCUAAAUCUCCUCUCAUUUUGGGCAAUGAAGUUUUUAUCGAAAGAGAUAAAGCUUUGGCUGCAAACCAGGACAUUAUAUCGGAAUUAGAAGAGACGACAUCUCUCUUACUAAAUGAUAAUGACAGAAAGUUUACAGUCAGCCGAGGUUCAGUAUGUAACGACUCGGACUCUCAAAGCAUCUCCACAAAUUUGCUGUUUAGUUCUGCCCAAGCUUCACCCCAAAAAUUGGUAAUCAAAGAAGUUGAUGUCAUUCAAGAGAAAUCGGAGCAUCCCGAUGUCCCUACGCCAGUAUUAUGCAAACAACCUAUUUCAAAGCUUUCUGAGACUCCAAGUAUAAAGUCAAUAGGAAGUCGUGAUUCAGAAGAAUCCUUUGAUCUCACGUCGAUUGCUAGUAAACCAAAUCGCGCACAAUCCACAACUCUGAGAGAGAAAUAUCAUCUAGAAAAACAGGCAACUAAUGACAUUUUCGAGGAAGACGUUGAAAACUUGAAUCCAGAGAAUAACAAAUACCUGUUUUCCCCAGACACUGAUAGCAUAGAUUUUGCAUCCCCAGAAAAGAACCUCGACGAUUUAAAACAACAGUUUAUUGACCAGUCAACUGAUGAGCAAACGUCGUUAGAUGAAGAGGAGAUUGCUACUCAGGAUAAUGAAAAUAAAGAUCAUGGAAUUGAUAAAAAGAAACUAGAGGACAUUAUGAAUGGUAUUGACGACACAGCUGAUACUUCUAUGGAUCCUGUUAAUCUUGCUUUAAUGAAAUUAGAAGGGACGUAUGAUAAAGGGGAAAAGGAAAUAGAUGAUAAAAGUCCAUCAAUUAACAGCGAAUUAGCCCGGGAAGUUGAAAAUUUCCAAAUCGUACAAACUGCAGCUCUUCCUGAAAGCGCUCGCAAAAGGCAAUCCAUGUUCAUACAGAGAAGACGCAACACAAUGAUCGAUUUUAGCGUUCGUGAUUCACUCAUUGACAAAGACUCCUCCUGCACCAGAUUGGAAAAUACUGAUGAACAAAUUCGUAAUUUGUUAAACCAGUACACAUUAACUGAUUCAAGGCUUAAAAUAGACAAUUUAGAGCAACAUAUCCCGUUCAUUCUGAUGUAUGAUUCUAAAUCUGUGGCAAACCAAUUGACCUUGAUUGAAAAGGAAAUUCUAUCUGAAGUUGAUUGGAAAGAUCUAUUGGAUUUGACAAUGAGUGAACAACUUCCACAAUUUACCAGUUGGCUGCAAUUAUUGGUACAGAACGAAAACUUGUCGGGUAUCGAUUUAGCCAUAGCAAGGUUCAACUUGACCGUGGAUUGGAUCAUUUCUGAAAUCGUAAUGACUCAGGACAUAAGGUUGAGAAGGAACACGAUCCAAAGAUUCAUUCACAUAGCCGAACACUGUAAAGAGUUACAAAAUUACAAUACUUUGAUGGAAAUCAUCCUUGCAUUAAACUCCAUUGUCGUUCAGAAAUUCACUGAAACAUGGAGACUUGUCGAACCAGGCGAUCUAUUGACUUGGGAAACGUUGAAGGCCAUACCAUCCCUGGAAAAGAAUUACAGUAACAUUAGACAAUUAAUAGACGAAGUCGAACCACUUUCUGGAUGCAUUCCAUUUAUCGUGGUAUACUUAUCGGAUCUAUCUUUAAACAUUGAGAAACGUACCUGGAUUGUACAUGACGAAGUGCUAAAUUACAACAAAUUCCAAACAAAUGUUCAAAUAGUGAAAAACUUCGUACAGAAGAUGCAAUGGUCCAAAUUUUACAACAUUGAUAUUGACCAUGAGUUGUUAAGCAAGUGUGUUUACAUCACAUCAUUGUCCCAUGACGAAAUCAAUUCAAUUUCACAUAAAUCCCCAAUUUAA
This is a messenger RNA of Kluyveromyces lactis, 4101 nucleotides long. It is a transcript of the gene LTE1, whose product is annotated as mitotic regulator LTE1. The coding region runs from base 1 to 4101 and encodes 1366 amino acids. NCBI's taxonomy places the organism in Eukaryota, Fungi, Ascomycota, Saccharomycetes, Saccharomycetales, Saccharomycetaceae. Gene Ontology annotation, cellular component: plasma membrane. The transcript has a single exon. Gene Ontology annotation, molecular function: guanyl-nucleotide exchange factor activity. Gene Ontology annotation, biological process: Ras protein signal transduction; positive regulation of GTPase activity. The record is from RefSeq and is a predicted model, not a curated record.